CAGAGAGAGAGAGAGAAGAAAUGGCAAGAGUCAUGACGGUGGCGCACGAUGGAAGUGGCGACUUUCGGACGGUGCAGGAAGCAAUAGACGCGGUGCCACUCUGCAACACUCACCGAACGGUGAUACGAGUGUCGCCGGGGAUAUACAAGCAACCCGUGUAUGUGCCCAAGACCAAGAACCUCAUAACCGUCGCCGGAUUGUGUCCGGAGAAUACCGUCCUCACCUGGAACAACACCGCCUCGAAAAUCGAUCACCACCAGGUGUCACGGGUUAUAGGUACUGGGACGUUUGGGUGUGGGAGUACCAUUGUGGAAGGAGAGGACUUCAUAGCCGAGAACAUCACUUUUGAGAACUCUGCACCUGAGGGUUCGGGCCAGGCUGUGGCGAUUAGAGUGACAGCAGAUCGUUGUGCAUUCUAUAAUUGCCGAUUUCUUGGGUGGCAGGAUACCUUGUAUCUCCAUUAUGGGAAACAGUAUUUAAAAGAUUGCUACAUUGAAGGAAGUGUGGAUUUCAUUUUUGGGAAUAGCACUGCUCUUUUAGAGCAUUGUCAUAUUCACUGCAAGUCAGCUGGAUUCAUAACUGCACAAAGUCGGAAAUCUUCUCAAGAGACGACUGGCUAUGUUUUCUUGAGAUGUGUGAUCACCGGCAAUGGAGGGACAUCAUACACAUAUCUUGGACGACCAUGGGGACCUUUUGGCAGGGUUGUUUUUGCGUACACAUGGAUGGAUGCAUGUAUCAAACAAGUUGGCUGGAAUAACUGGGGCAAAUCUGAAAAUGAGAGAAACGCUUGCUUUUAUGAGUACAGGUGUUUUGGGCCAGGUAGUUGCUCAUCAAAAAGGGUGACCUGGGCCAGAGAACUGAUAGAUGAAGAAGCACAACAAUUCCUCAUGCACAGUUUCAUUGACCCUAAUCCACAAAGGCCUUGGCUGGCACAGAGAAUGGCCCUGCGGAUACCCCAUUCUGCUUAGGAGCUAUCAAUGAAUCUUGAAGGCAGCAAUAUUUCUAGAAAUUAUCGAAGAGAUGAGGUUGAUGAAGUAACCGGCAGAUCCUAACUGUAUCUGUACACCUUAAGUUUUUACUAUACGGUUUCUGGUCACAUUUUAGUGCAUGAUUUGGUGUUGCAGAACGUCACUUUCCGCUAAUGUAUCGGAAGAAUUACGUUAGGUUUGGUUAUGCAUCGGUGAACAUAACUGAAAGGUAAAAUUAAUCCAAAC
This is a messenger RNA of Ilex paraguariensis (yerba mate), 1214 nucleotides long. Lineage: Eukaryota; Viridiplantae; Streptophyta; Magnoliopsida; Aquifoliales; Aquifoliaceae. The record is from the annotation of a GenBank genome assembly.